Molecule: messenger RNA, 1671 nt
Organism: Phlebotomus papatasi
Lineage: Eukaryota; Metazoa; Arthropoda; Insecta; Diptera; Psychodidae
Product: DC-STAMP domain-containing protein 2
Exons: 7
Coding region: 1-1671 (556 amino acids)
Cellular component (GO): membrane
Source: RefSeq, a predicted model, not a curated record
AUGAUCGGAAUCGAGUGGUCUCACAACAACUGUCGAGAUGAGGUACCUCCCGGUUGGGAGUCCUCUCGUCAAGAUCGAGUGAGGAACGUAGCCGUUCGUGAGGAGCUAAGAGACGAGGAGUUGCUUCUCUGUAUUGAGGAGAUCACAACUUCGAUGAGAUUCUUCAAAUGCUUCAUGGUGCUUCUGAUUCCUACUUUAGUGAGCAAGCGUGGAAGAUCAGCAAUUGUAGGAUAUAUCUUUGUCUUGACUCUUUCGGGACCUGUUGUAAAUAUCAUGGGAAACAUUGAAGAGACAGUCCAAAGUUUAAGUUGUGCUCAGGAACAUUUAAAAGGAAUUCUUCAGAGGAUUUUUGUUAGAUUGAAGCGGCCCUUUGUUGAAAUUAAACACAUGAUCUCAAAAAUUCAGGACUACGUAUUGAAGACUAUGCAAGAGAUUGAAGACCGUUUGAGUUCCAUCAGAGAUAAAGUCAUUGCAAUGACCGGAUUCAUUCGUCAAGCUUUCGGAUGGCUUAAGGAUAUUUCUAAUUUAUGUCAAGAUACCUUUGGGUCUCCUUAUGAGAUGUGCAUUGACUCUCUAAACCGAAUGGUAGACCAAUGCAAAGAAGAGCUUGGAAUCGCGUCAAUUGUUUGCAAUGUGAAUUAUAUCCUACAUCCUUUGUGCGUUCCCAUGGAAAUCCUGGGCUUCAUGUGCGUGGCCAUUGAGUUUGUCGGAGAGGCCAUCCUUAAUGUUAUUGAAGAUAUUACGAAACAAUUUAGUGAAAUUAUAAAGGAAUUAUUCCACUUCACCAUUGAAUUCGAUUCUGACUUUGAUUUUGAAAUAUCGACCUCUAAGAAUUGGACAGAAAUAAAGAAGAAUAUAGCCAUGGAAAUAAAGAAGAGAACAGUGAAAUUUAUGGUUUUUCUCGAUUUUAUGGAGAUUUUGUCCUUGAUCUUCAUUUUGUGGCUGUUUUACAAGGUCUUUAGGUACCAGGCCCAAUAUCUGAAGAGAGAUGAUUACAAGAAUAUAUACAUAACUCGUAAUUUCCAUGAGUUUGAACAAAAAUGUGCAGAACGUGAUCAAGAUCAAGUUCUUCCAUUGCGUGGUAAGGAAUGUGAUCGCUACACUGAGUUAGGAUCCUUUUGGCUCAUCCAAUAUGAACGACGAAAACUCAUUCGAUCUUUUCCUUUCCUACUCCUUUCGAACAUUCAAAUCUUCACGAUCCUCUUCACUGACUACACUCUGCAUUGGAUUCUAGUUACUAUUCGAGAAUACGAAGCAAGUCACUUGCCUGUAAUAACUUCAGGCCAGGCGAUCGUUAAAGUUUCUGGAACCGGACCCCUUGCGGAAAUGUACAGGAAUAUUGUACAAGAAUUCGAUCCAAUUCUUAAGGGUUUUACAGCAGAUUUUCGGCACUGCCUGCCCAAUCCCAGUUCGCCAGAUUUUGGAAGAUUUCGCACUAUAAUAUGUCUUAUAGUUAUUUGUUGGUUGUUUCUCCUGUUGGAACCUCUGAGUUUGCGUGCCCAGCAAAUAGUUAUAGAUUCUUAUCAUCCGGAAAGAGCGCGUAAAAGGGCAGCUUGGCUUCACGGAGAAAUUCUUCGGCGACGCAAAAGCUUUCUAGCAGUAACAGCCCGGAAAAUGGCGCAAAUAAUUUCUGGGAACCAAGAAGAUCAUCAAGCUGGACUUUUUAGGUAA